CAUUUAGACGGUCGUCACAAUUGUCAACAAAAGCAGAACAGAAACCGUUGAAGAAAGAAAGAAGAGAAUUCCAAGAAUCGGUUGCAAUUUCAUAGAAACAAUUACAAUAAGAAAAGCAACGUACGGGUAAUCGCCCCGAAAGCCCACCACACUUCACUUCUCAUCUCAAUCUGUGAUUACCUUCCGUCUGCACGUCGAAGGAAAACAAUGAGUGAAGAGGAAGAAUUCUUCAGAAUCCAUGGGUGAAUUUUUUCUCUAGCUCAUAACAGCAAGAUCAUUGGCGGGAGUUUCAGGGCGGUGGGGCUCCAAGCAGAUUCACCCAUCAUCCCUGACGAAAAAGGGGAAAAUGAUACAGUGGUUGAAGCAAUUACGAAUCACAUUUGGGGCCUCGUUUAUAUGGCUGGUUUGCUUGAUUUACUUCACCCAGGGUUUCAGAUCAUUUGUAUGGACAUCGGUGUCGUACCAGCUGAAAGACAAGCUAAAACUAUCGCCCUCAGCAUCCCAGUUUGUGACCUCAGUCGCAUUUUUCCCAUGGAGCAUCAAACCAUUAUAUGGAAUCUUAUCGGACUGCAUACCAAUUCGGGGAAGAAAAAGGAUCCCUUACUUAGUAAUUGCAACAUUGCUCUCUCUUUUCCCAUGGCUUAUUUUAAGCAUCGAUAUAUCCUCAAGGAGCUCUAGAGUGCCUUUCAUGAUUCUUUUGACAGUGCAAAAUUUGGGCUCUGCAAUGGCUGAUGUUGUGAUUGAUGCCAUGAUAGCUGAGGCUGUAAGAUCUGAGCGGGCUUCUUUCGCUGGUGAUCUUCAGUCCAUAUCCUGGAUGGCAAUGGCUCUGGGAGGAAUCUGUGGCAGUUUAUUUGGGGGAUAUGCUUUAACUAAUUUACAAAUAGAAGUGAUAUUUUUACUUUUUUCAGCAUUACCAGCCAUGCAGCUGCUUUCAUGUGGUUUAGUUGAGGAAAGGCUUGCGGGCAGUGAAGUUUCUUCUGAAUACUUGAGUUCAGAUGGAGGCUCCCGUACAAUUAAUGGAAGAGGUUUUCAUGAAGAUAGAAUGUCCAUUGAGAAGCCUAAACGCAAAAUAUCAAGGCGAAAGAGGAGCCAUAAAAGAGCAAAACAAGGAUCAAUUACUGAAUCUCAGGUUACUGGAGUCCAUGGAUCCCUUGCUACAAAAUGGAUUAACUCUUUGAAAAUGACCACAGUGUCAUUGUUCAGGGCUUUCCGACAGCCGAUCAUUUUGCGACCUAUGUCCUGGUUUUUCCUGGCACAUGUUACUGUCCCAAACAUCUCGACUGUCAUGUUCUAUUACCAGACAGAAGUUCUCAAAUUGGAAGCAUCCUUCUUGGGCACAGCACGUGUUGUCGGAUGGUUCGGCCUCAUGCUAGGAACCCUUACCUAUAAUCGCUACUUGAAGAAAAUGAAAUUACGUAGGAUUCUCCUGUUUGCUCAUAUUGGCUUGUCUUUGUUGAGUCUUCUGGACGUUGCUCUGGUGUCAAGAUCAAAUCUUUCAGUAGGCAUAUCUGAUAAGGUUAUGAUGCUUUUCGGAUCAGCUCUUUCAGAUGGCAUCAAUCAAUUCAAGUUUAUGCCGUUCCUCAUCCUAUCAGGACAGCUCUGCCCGCCUGGCAUAGAAGGAACGUUGUUUGCACUCUUUAUGUCCAUUAACAACUUGGGUUCAACACUGGGAUCAUUCGUAGGCGCUGGACUGGCUUCAAUCCUUAACAUCUCCUCAGGAAAUUUCGACAACCUCCUCUUGGCUGUUAUUAUCCAAGUUCUCUGCACUUUCUUCCCCAUCACCUUCCUAUUCUUGAUACCAAAAGAAGCUACAGGAAUAUCAGCAUAGAAUAGUCUACAGAGACAUAACAUUCAAAUCAAAAUUGGCUUUACUAGGUGAUAGAACAAACAGAGUUUUUGUCGUCCAAUCGACCUUGCUGAGUUGUUAUUUUGUCAUGACCGGCAAUUCAGAGGCAGAGAUUAGACUAGGAAAACUGCGGAACUUCUCACCGUAUAGUUUCUUUACAGGAUAUUGUAAUCUUGAUGGACACAGGUUGAUUCGUUAUCCUUUCUUAUACUAUAUGAUACCAAAGGAAUAAAAGUUGCUGCCAUUUCAUCAUCGUUUUA
This is a messenger RNA of Sesamum indicum (sesame), 2106 nucleotides long. Its product is annotated as Major facilitator superfamily protein. Lineage: Eukaryota; Viridiplantae; Streptophyta; Magnoliopsida; Lamiales; Pedaliaceae. Gene Ontology annotation, cellular component: membrane. The record is from RefSeq and is a predicted model, not a curated record.